AUGGCAGGCUAUGAUACUCUGACCAUGAGCUCUGCGCCGAACGACAUUCUGCGAUUGAGUGUCCCAGACUCGGGGCGCAUGACUACCAUGGAUCCAUUCGAUCGUGAUCUAAAUUUUGAGGGGGAUGGAUUAUUCGGACAACCCAGAGACGAAGUCCACACCACCGGCCUCCCCAUCCCUUUCACGCCCUCCUAUGACCUCUCCGACGCCUUCUCCACCACCUUCGAAGACCCUUUUUCCUACCAAUCUGGGCCCUUCGAAUCCCUCCUCGAUAACCCCAACAAUCCCAGCACCCAAGAUGGCGACGGCGCGCCCCGCAAGACCUCGACAACAAGCUUCUCGGCUUCGAUGACCGCAGAACUAUACGGGAUGUUUUUCGUCGCGGAAGAUGUGUUCGGUGGCGACACGGCGGGGCGACCCAUGGAGUUGACUUGUUACCGGCGGAAUCUCUUUCAGAUCUCGGGCUCCGUAACGUUGUCGAGGAAUGUUACGCAUAUGGUUAAUGAGCAGGGACAACAAAUACCUUUAUAUGACCUCACGGCUACGAUAUCGGCGCUGGAGAGUAUAGAGGGCAAAAGCACCGAAAUCAUAUCCGUGCCAUGGAAAACAUCGACGGGGUCGUCGAGUGAUGAUAAAGCAGGCGCCGCACCGCCGAAAUGGCCGCUGGAUCUGAGUACGAACCCGGAAUUGGACCCCCUUUCCGUCUCGAUACCUAUAGCCUGGAAACGGCUGCAGUUUAAACACGCAACUGCGAAUAACGGCCGGCGGAAAGGUCUACAGCAACAUUAUGUCAUUCAGAUAAACCUCAUGGCUACUCUAGCUACAGGUGAGAAUUUCCAGUUGGCGGAGAUACAGAGUGGGCCGAUUAUUGUAAGGGGCAGGAGUCCGAGGAAUUUCGAUAGUAGGAAGGAUGUGCCGCUUUCUGAGAGGAAGUUGGAGCCCAAGCAGAGGGCUAUGAGUGAUGCUUCUGCGAGUACGAAUGUUCCUCAGGUGAAGGUUGAUCCCGCCGUGUCAAAUAGCACGUAUCGAUUUUAUGCGUUGAAUGCUUUACAGACACCACUUGAUCUCCCCGACUGGUCCAAUUCCAACUCAGCAACGCUCCCCUCCAGCACAACAUCCCCCGAAACCCACAGGCCCUCCAAAAAGCCUGCUCUCUCCACCAACAACGGCCAUUCAUCCCGUCCCCCCGUCCCGAAAACAAAAUGGAAAUCCGAAAACACCACCCCCGUAAAACCUAGCGCGGCCGCACCAAUCGAUCUUAGUCUAGUGGAUGACGAAUACGGACGCAAGGAAGUAGGGCGAAGUGGUGGGGAGAGUCCGCUCGUUAGGAAAAGCAGUCAUGGGGCUAAGGCUGCGGCGAGUCCUGAGAAUACGGAUUUGUUAUAUGAGUAUUUUCCCUUGAGUUUAGAUGAUUGGAUGCCGCCUGUUGAUGCUAUAUACCGACCCCAUGUCGUGCAUCAUACUAUUGUACCCCCGGAUUUAAAGGCGCAGCAGGUGAAGAAUAAAACGAAACGAUAUUUUUCGGCAGACGAUUGA
Molecule: messenger RNA, 1536 nt
Organism: Lachnellula hyalina
Lineage: Eukaryota; Fungi; Ascomycota; Leotiomycetes; Helotiales; Lachnaceae
Gene: pacG
Product: Protein pacG
Exons: 5
Coding region: 1-1536 (511 amino acids)
Biological process (GO): meiotic cell cycle; positive regulation of transcription by RNA polymerase II
Cellular component (GO): nuclear chromosome
Molecular function (GO): DNA binding; DNA-binding transcription factor activity
Source: RefSeq, a predicted model, not a curated record